Messenger RNA from Caenorhabditis elegans, 2483 nucleotides. RefSeq names its product Neprilysin (gene nep-18). Gene Ontology annotation, molecular function: metalloendopeptidase activity; metallopeptidase activity. The transcript is spliced from 13 exons. NCBI's taxonomy places the organism in Eukaryota, Metazoa, Nematoda, Chromadorea, Rhabditida, Rhabditidae. Gene Ontology annotation, biological process: proteolysis. Bases 326 to 2431 code for a protein of 701 amino acids. The record is from RefSeq and is marked reviewed.
AGACAGAAAACGAAUAAAAAUUCCCAUAAAAAUUUUGGUUUUAGACCCCCCUUUUCCCCGUGUUGUUCGAUUUUUUCACUUUUUGGAAAAAAUUUAUUUUUCAAACAAAUUGGCAGAAAUUUGGUUCAUUUCUACUAUUUUUUAUCGAUUUUCUAUUAUUAUGAAUAAUCCCUACCAAAUCCAGCUUCUCACCACCGACCAAAGCCGUGAGGAGACCCAAAGAAACCAAGAAGCGGCGCUGGAAAAUGCAAAGGAGAAAAUCCAAAAGGUUACGGUAUCCGAAAAGCGGUUCCACCUGACAGUUAUCGUCUUAUCACUGGUAAUCAUGGCCCUGAUGAUAGCCCUUUGGGCCAGUUUAUGGCCCAGUGGGAGCUCAAAUGCUCCGAAUGGGAGCCCAGAGACUUGCUGGUCAAAGGAGUGCGUGGGUGUUUUGGCGAUGAUUAAAAACUACCAAAAUGCCAGUGUGGACCCUUGUGAGGACUUCUUCGAGCACACUUGCGGACGUUACUCGGAGCACGUGAUGGAUGAUAACAGCUGGGGUUAUGUGCAGUACAAACAGCUUUUGUAUCAGGUUUUUGCUAUCGCUCGAAAAACCAAUAAAUUCAAUUCAAAACCGAAUGAGCAGUUGAGAAUAUUCACGAAAAGCUGUCUGGAUCGAAAAGAGAUGGAUGAGGACACAUUUCAAGAUUUACGGAAUGAUAUUGAAGAGCGUGGCGGUUUUCCGAUGAUCGAUCCGAAUUGGAAUGAGGAGAAGUUCGAUUUGAGUGAUAUGCUUGCCAAGUACCUUUCGAUCAACCGUAAUCGAAUGGGAUUCUUGUCAGUAGAGCCGUACGCCGCUAUCGAAGGAAACAAGUCUGUGAACAGGCUUUACGUGUCGCCGGGACCUCAUUGGGUGUACAAUUGGGCGAUGGGAAUCUCGAUUUAUAAGGAUUCGGUGGCUUUUAUGCUCCGACGCCUGCUAAAACUUGAAAACCGGGAGCUCAACGAAACGAUCUAUGACAAGGAAUUCGCAGAGCUUGUUCAACUUGAAGCCAACUUCUCCACGCUUGCCGACUAUAGAAACCUGGCGCUGGACAAUGAUAACAUGUCGAAAUCGAGAAAUCUGACGGAUCUCGUGAAAAUGAUCCCGGAGAUCGAUUGGAUCAAGAUUUUGAAGGCGCUGGCGCGCCAUGGAACCAGUGAAGAGGACGAGGAGAAGCUGUUGGAGCGGGUGACAGUUCAUGGGGCUGGAGAGUACUUUUUUGGGGAAAAUCGGGAACUUGCCCGGAUUGCAACGGAAACGCCAAAAUCGGCGCUAGCAAACUACCUCGUGGUCCGACAACUGAUCGAUGUGGCGCUCUACUUUUAUGAUAAGGAUCAACCCAGGCAGAAUAAGUUCUACAACCACGUGGAUCAGCAAUCGUUCUGCGCUACUCAAGUCGCCUCGUUCUUCCCCAUGCCAUCCAUGAACGUUUUCAUCGAGUCGUCCCAGUUCAAAAUAGAAAAUUUGAAAGUUAUCGAAGAAAUGUUCGUGAAGAUCAAGGCUGAAUAUGAGCAGAUUUUCACGGAAAAUGAGUACUUGGAGCUCGAGAUUCGGGAGUUUUUGAUUCGAAAGUUGAAUGCGAUCGAUGGGAAGUUCGGGUUGGAUCAGUACACGGAAGGGAAGCCGUUGCUGGAGAAAAUGUAUGAGACUCUCAACUUCCUGGACACGGACUCCCCGUGGCAGGUGUACAUGAAAAUGUGGCGACACUGGUCCGAACAGCUCGUCGAGCACAUUGUACACGACACCCCGCUGGACCCGGUUAAUUUGAAAAUGUUCGGAACCCAUGCGGCUUACCAGCCCUAUCCUAACCAUUUUUACAUCAAUCUACCAUAUCUGACGUAUCCGUGGAUGGAUGCGGAUUUCCCUGCCAACACGAAUUAUGGGUACCUCGGUUACGUUAUUGGACACGAGAUCGGACAUGCAUUUGAUCAUUUCCACCGGAAACUUGACGAAAGCGGCAGGCAACAACAGUACUGGUUCACCGAGACCAACUCGUCGAAUACAGAGUACGAGCUACGGGAAAAAUGCCUACGGGAUCAGUAUUCGGCGUACAAGGAGCCCGGCUAUGACUUUUUUAUGAACGGGACCCACUGUAGAUACGAGAUCGCCGGAGAUCAUAUGGGAAUUCGGACAGCUUUUCGGGUUUUUGAAAAAGUGAAGAAAGAGGAUAGGUUCAGGCUGCCCGGCUUGGAAAUGUCGGAGGAACAGUUGUUCUUCUAUAACUAUGCAUUUCGACAAUGUGACGUGUACAACCCGAAUAAGUUGCCGAGAAACAUGCUUGCCCGGCAACACCCGACAAAUCGAUACCGCGUGAACGGUGUCAUUCAGAAUAUUCCAGAAUUUGCGGAGGCCUUCAACUGCCCCAAAAAUUCACCAAUGAACCCGGAGAUGAAGUGUAAAUUGUACUGAAUUGUGUAAACUAUGUCUGAUAAAAUUAAUAAAAUUAAUUUUUCAAUUCAAA